Molecule: messenger RNA, 3757 nt
Organism: Spodoptera litura
Lineage: Eukaryota; Metazoa; Arthropoda; Insecta; Lepidoptera; Noctuidae
Source: RefSeq, a predicted model, not a curated record
GACACUUGAGCGGGACGGUCGUCAAGCUCGCAACAAAAUAAACAAUAAAAAAAUAUCGUUAACGAAAAUUCGAUUUAAAUUAAAGUGUUUGUGUAUUUUUUUUUUAUUUAAAAAGUGAUUCUUAUAGUGAUUGUUUUUAAGUGAAGUGGGUACACAACUUUGGAAGUUAGAGCUUUGUUGAAGCUUUCGAUUCGAAAUCUCAACCAAAGAAUGCCAUAAACACCAAAGAUGGCGACAAAAUCAAAAACAAUCCUACUAUUAAUAAUAACAAACUUCAUAAUUGCACAAACACAGUUAACAUCAGAAGAAAUUAAAACAAUAAAAGACAGCGAAGAAAUCACUGAUGACACAACAACGGUAGUAGAAGAAGAUGAUGUUAGAACUACUACAGAAUUCAGCGUAACUCCAGAAGAUGUUAAGGAUAAAGAAGAUGAACAGGAGAGUGCUGAGACGGUGACUGAAGAAACCAGUGUGGAUGUCACUGCUCCAAGCUCUUCAAAUGUGGUCGACGAUGUUGGAACUAUUGCUUCGAAUCUGAGUAAUAAUAUUGAAACGGUCACUAAGACUGAGACAGUUCAAAUGACUGCCACAACGAGGGCUAUAGAGGAGGAACCGUCUCCGAAGAUGCAGGAGACGGAAGAAGAAGAAUCGUCUGGUCAGAGGAACCCUAAGGCAGAUAAUGAUCCAAAACCACUGCUAGACAAGAGAAACUUCGACACCCAGCCCCCUUUCAAACCGCAGACCACUCGUUCCGUUGUUAGGAGCUGGCUACAAGACUGCUGCGUUAGACCACCAGCUGGUAUCAUGGUGCCUUUGAGAGCAGCUGCCUUGGCGAGGGCUUUAGCUGUAUGGAGCGACCUGACUGUACCAGCGCUGAAUUUAAGCCACGUUUUAGUUAUGGGGUAUGAUUCGAAUGGAGUCAACUGGAGAUCGAGACACAACCUUCAGCCAUCCAGUUCUUCAAGUGAGAAGACCGUUGCAGAAGCAUUAUCCAAGCUCUUACGAAAAUAUCAGGGUGUGAACACAGACACAACGAAUGACGGUACGAUGAGAGCUUUAUCGACAGCAGCCAAGCUGGUACCAUACGACAGUGCUCUCUUCAUCAUCACGGAUAAAGGACCUGGAGAUCCUCAGCGACUACCACUAGCUUUGAGGGCGCUGGUUGAAAAGCGGCUGAAGGUCUACACAAUAUGGACCGAUCCAGCUCACCCAUCACCACAGUCCGAAGAAGCUCUCCAGGAGUUGAGGAAUGUCUCCAAACACACGGAAGGAGAGGUCAUGCCGUAUCCACUACAAGUUAUGGACAUGGAAGGAUCAGCCAAUUUGGCUGCAGAGACUGAGCUGGAGCAAUGGAACCCCUUGGACCCUAAGCAGGGCAGACGAGGCAGAUUGCAUAACGACUUGGGGCUGGAGAAGUUUGACCUGCUGUUGGUACGUCGUGGGGGUGGACAAGCCAUAUCUCUAGGAGUUCCAGUGGAGAACGGAGUCACAGCGUUGAGGGUCUUCAUUGAGGGAGCCGUAGAACAUGCUGUACUGUACCCUCCUAAUGAUGCCCCUCAAAUCGACCUGUACAACACAACAUCAGUAGCCGCGUUCUCGUCCACAUCGAGAACCGAGGGUAUGUCUCCAAGAGACGUCUAUCUGAUCUUCCCUGGCACCAAGUAUGAUUUGGACAUGUUAUCCGUGCUACCGGUAAGUCCGAACAGACCAGAAGUGCAAGCAGCAUACGUGGGAAUGUGGCACCUCAGCGUCCGAUGUGACACUUGUGACUACCGGCUCAUGGUGUCUGCGAGAACCCAUAUACAUUUCGACGUGGAGACUGACACUCCUGAAACUCUCAAGUUCCGAGUAACGGGACCAGUAGCCAGCGUCAGGGAGUCGCAGCUGGUGGAUGAGUACAGCACGGAGCUGGCUAAACUACCAUUCAGCUACCAACCUAUAACUGGAGACGGUCAGAAUGAAGAGAUUGACCCCAUAGUGGAGCUGGUAGCUGAUGUUGCACUACCACCAGUGAAGGCAGCUAAGGUCUACGCCAAAAUCGUCGGCAGGGAUCUGAGAGGUGAACCAUUCAUGAGGUUAUCAGGACCUCUGAACCAACCAGAAAUUCGUAUGGGACGCUCAGCAUCUAUGGUGUAUUCUGACGCAUCAAACGACUUGGAAAAAAUGGACGAAUUUGAUACUAGGGCAUACAAUGCUCAACUGCUGUUUAAUCAGAACCAAAGUGCUCAACCCUACAGCAGAGCUAUGUCACAGGUUGUCAAUCAGCAAGGCAUAGUGCUAACUGCUGUUCAAAUUGGUCUGGCUAGCAGGUUAUAUGGAGCUCCAGGAGAGAGUUUACAGGUGCAUUUCGAAGUCACAAACUACAGAGAACAGUCAGUGAGAUUCAAUUUCGGAGCCACAGGAGAACUGAGAUUUUUGACUGGAAUCAAUCCUACUAGUCAAACCGUGACACCUGGACAGACAGUCAACGUGAUAGUAAGCCUCGUCAUAUCACCAUCAGCACAACCAGGAUUGAGAGACACCAUCACUUUUACCGCGUAUGGUUCAACAGGAGGCGAGCAAGUAUCCUUAUCCGCCUACGUCUACGUGGCCAAUUCAGCAGAACCUAUCGACACUUUUGCUCCGGAGAUAAGGCAUAACUUCCAGGGCACCUGUUUAGGUAGAACUGGUGACGACUGCGCUCAACAUGCUUGGUCCACCACUAUUAUUAGCAGGGAUAGUCAGUCAGGUCUUCUCCGGCUAACAUCAUCACCAGUAGGAGUCAUGUACACGAGUGACUUCAUCUCGGGAACCCGUCAAGAGGUCACAGCUACAUACAGAGCAUCUUGUUGCGCGCCACGAGUAUUGUUAAACGCCGUGGACGCUUUUGGCAACACGAAUAGCUAUAUCAUCGAUAGUUCUAACCACCUAACAGGGGCGGCGAUAGCGGCUAUCGUCCUCGGAGUUCUCCUGGCCAUAGCCUUGCUAGCCCUACUCAUCUUCCUCAUCGUAUGGUGCGUGAGGAAACGGAAGUCAUCACGAGAACUACCAUCAUACAAUACAUCGAGAAAUUAAAUCGAAAUUAUUGCAAUUUUGACAAUGAAACCACCUUCAUAAUAUGAACCUCUUUUAAACAAACAACAUUUUUAGACACACAAGCAUCGACAUAUACUAAUGGACAUGCCGUACGCGUAUAAUCUGCAGUCAUUUUUUGGUUUGAAAAGAGUGAGAGAGAUGGCCUAUGCUUUCGGUCUAGCGCUAUCUCUUUCUCGCUCAUAACGUCUUAACUACGGUACUAUUUCGAGAGAGAUAAAGAUAGACCGAAACUUCGUUUCCUCUCUUUCUUUCCGAGUGCCACAAUCCUCAUCUCUGAGGCAUGUCCAUUAGUAUACGUCGAUGCACACAAGAACUUUAAUUUUUUAAAAAAAAAAAGCAAUACUUCAAAAUUCCCUGUAGGUACAGGAAAAGAAUUACAAAUAAUUGACAUUCCUGUUUAGAUUUCACAUAAGACAAACAUUAGGAAGAGGUAACUAAAAAUGACGAGUUACUCACGUAAAUAAAUGAUGAAAAGCUCUACUAGAUUCGAGUAACAGAGGGCAGUGUGCGACGUCGCCGCGACCAAAUCAUCAUGAAUACAUGAGGAAGAGUCCCUCUGUGACUCGAAACUAAUAGAGCUAUUCUCAGUUUACUUGUGAGAGAAAUCGUUAUUUUUAAUUAAUUCAGGGUCGAUUAAUUUUUAUUUUAGUAAUAACUUUGAAUAUUUAACAAUUCUUCCAUA